Molecule: messenger RNA, 2535 nt
Organism: Vombatus ursinus (common wombat)
Lineage: Eukaryota; Metazoa; Chordata; Mammalia; Diprotodontia; Vombatidae
Gene: GHITM
Product: growth hormone inducible transmembrane protein
Exons: 9
Coding region: 140-1186 (348 amino acids)
Cellular component (GO): mitochondrial inner membrane
Source: RefSeq, a predicted model, not a curated record
AAGACGAAGGAGGCGGUGGCGGAGGGCGGGGCGGAGGGUCUGGCGUUUGCGCCUUUCACCAGAUCAGGAGGCCGCGCCGCUGAGCUGACCAGCAGGAGUGAGCAUUUCAGAAAUAAUCAAGUGAACCUGUUGCAACACCAUGCUGGCAGCAAGGUUUGUGUGUCUCCGGACCCUAACCCUACCUUCCAGUACUCUCCACACAACACUUACAAAGACCUCUCCUGUUUUGAGGAAUUCCAUUCUGAAGACAAAUCAAUGGCUCUUGCAAUCCAACAGGGGCUAUGCCACCAAAUCAAGAAUUGGGGUCCGACGUGGAAGAACUGGCCAAGAAAUUAAGGAAGCAGCAUUCGAGCCAUCAGCAGAAAGGGUGUUUAAAAUUGAUCAGAUGGGAAGAUGGUUUGUUGCUGGAGGAGCUGCUGUUGGUCUUGGAGCACUCUGCUUCUAUGGCUUGGGAAUGUCAAAUGAGAUUGGGGCUAUUGAAAAAGCAGUAAUCUGGCCACAGUAUGUGAAAGAUAGAAUUCAUGCCACCUAUAUGUAUUUCGCGGGGAGUGUUGGUUUGACAGCAUUGUCUGCCUUAGCAGUUAGCCGAUCACCUGCUUUAAUGACCUUUAUGAUGAAAGGCUCUUGGUUGACAAUUGGAGCAACUUUUGCAGCCAUGAUUGGAGCUGGAGUGCUGGUUCGGUCAAUAUCAUAUGAGCAGAGCCCAGGCCUAAAACAUCUUGCUUGGAUGUUCCAUUCUGGUGUCAUGGGUACAGUGGUGGCCCCUUUGACUUUGUUGGGUGGCCCUCUGAUCCUCAGAGCCCUUUGGUAUACAGCAGGCAUUGUGGGUGGCCUCUCUACUGUAGCCAUGUGUGCUCCAAGUGAAAAAUUUCUAAACAUGGGAGCACCACUGGGAGUGGGCCUGGGUGUUGUCUUUGUUUCUUCUUUGGGAUCUAUGUUUCUGCCACCUACUACUGCACUUGGGGCUAGUCUUUAUUCUGUGGCAAUAUAUGGUGGAUUAGUUCUUUUUAGCAUAUUCCUUCUACAUGAUACACAGAAAGUCAUCAAGCGUGCAGAAAUAAUGCCCAUAUAUGGCACAGAAAGAUAUGACCCCAUUAACUCGAUGUUGUCAAUCUACAUGGAUACAUUAAAUAUCUUUAUGCGAGUAGCCACCAUGCUAGCAACUGGGAGCAACAGGAAGAAGUGAACUGAUUGCAUUUUGAACCAUCCAAACCUCAUUAGAUACUCUUGCUUGUGUUCUUGGUGUGUAUACUUGUUAAAUCAUUUCUUGUACAAGCAGCUUUGGUUGAAGUCAGAAGUUCAGAGCCACCUCAGCAUGGUUAAGAUAUUCUAAUACAGUGUGAUGCUUCAAGUUCUACCUUUCUUGAGAAUAAAUUCACCAUUCUCUUGCAAAUAAGCAUAUAAAAUUUCCAGUUUUCAUCUUUGAGUAAUUGCUAACGGAAAAAAAUCAAACUUUUCAGUAGUAUCACUUUAUUUCAACAUUCUGUUUGUCCAUAUUUUUUACUUGUUUCAUAAUAUUAUUUAACAAAGACUCUUAUUGCCAUCCAAAAAUGAGUCAAGUGUGUACAAGAGAGAGCCCCAGGAUUGCUGUAAAGGACCUAUCUCUAGUUUUAGAUUCAGCCGUAAGAAUGUUAAGUGAUCGCCACUUGCUAACUGGCAAUGGUUAGGGUUUAUCAGGUCUAGUUAUUGAUGUAUAGCUGCCUUUAACAUGAUUAGCACCCAACUGAUAUUUUCAGGUGAAACAUCUAUCCCAAAAAGACAGCCAAGUGUCAUUGUGACAGUACCUUUGGAAUAUCAAUAUGAUACUUGUAUUUUAAGUGUAGGGAAGGUGCUUUGGCAAUCCAUCCAAUCUCAAAAUGUUAACCUCCCCCAAGUAUUCCAUCCAGUCUCAAAAUGUUAACCUCCCCCAAGUAUUCCUAUCAUAGUUUAUAUUUGUAAGUUCUGUUUUUUUAUCUUCUAGAACUAUUUAUUUUGAGACAUAUUUUGCUUUAAACUUAAAGCUUCAAAAGUAUCAAAUAGGUUGCCUAUUCCAACCUUGCUACAGGAAAUACAUUGACACACAGAGAUGUUGCUUUUUCAACAUAGGUCAAAGAUUGUGGCUUAUCUGUCUUUUGUUUUUUAAAAAGAUCCUGUUUGAUGUUUAGGAUGUGGCGUCAUUUCACUUUCCAGCACUAUCAAAGAUCAAUGUUACUGCAUCCUUCCCCCACUAAUGCUAAAAUUAGAGGCCAAAUUAAUUCUGUCUUCAUAAAAUAUUGUUUUUAUUAAUGUUAAUUUUUCCACAGAUUUUCCCCCUCAGUCCAUUAUUAAUUUAGAAACAACUUUGUUUUAAGUAAAGCUUGGAAAUUUAUGACACAGAAUAAGUUAUUUUUGGAAGUUUUUUAAUGAAUGAAAUUGAGUAUGUAAAAUUAUUGCAAUGAUAUAAUUACUAUUUCUGGCAAGAUGUGUUUUAUCACCAGCUAUCCAGAAAUAGCUGAUCUAUCCAUUGGAGAGAUAAUGAUGUGCUUAUUUCCGAAAUAAUAAAGAUCUAGCCUGAUA